Molecule: messenger RNA, 7329 nt
Organism: Vespula vulgaris
Lineage: Eukaryota; Metazoa; Arthropoda; Insecta; Hymenoptera; Vespidae
Gene: gfzf
Product: glutathione S-transferase 1-1-like
Exons: 5
Coding region: 197-892 (231 amino acids)
Biological process (GO): glutathione metabolic process
Molecular function (GO): glutathione transferase activity
Source: RefSeq, a predicted model, not a curated record
AUUUAAAAAGACACAAGUGAAAGGUGUUCCAAUAUAUCUUGAUCUGCAGUGACUGUAGGUAUUCAGUAUAGGCUUCAAAACUUUCUGCUACGUUUUACGGCGUUAUUUAGAAUUUACGGUAAUAUACAUUGCAUUCUUUCGAUAAAUAACAUUUUUUCAUUGAUACGUAUUAAUUUAUCCACAUUUAAUUUUAGCAAUGAAACUGUAUUCUGUAUCUGAUGGUCCACCAUCUCUUGCAUGUCGUCAGGCGUUGAAGGUUUUAAAAAUUAAUUAUGAAUUGAUUGAUAUAGAUUUUGGUAAAGGAGAACAUAUGACUAAAGAAUAUGAGAAGCUUAAUCCUCAAAAAGAAAUACCUGUUUUAGUUGAUGAUGACUUUGUAAUGGGAGAAAGCAAUGCCAUUUUACAAUAUCUUGGUGAUAAGUACGAUGUAUCUGGAUCAUUAUAUCCAAAGGAUCCACGAGAACGUGCUAUUGUAAAUCAUCGUCUUUGUUUCAAUCUCGCUUAUUAUUAUCGUAAUAUUUCGGAAUAUGUGAUGGCACCUAUAUUUUUUGACUAUCAAAGAACUCCAUUGGGCUUGAAGAAAGUGAAAAUGGCUUUAGAUAUUUUCAAUACAUAUUUACAACGUGAAAAUACAAUAUAUGCUGCUGGUAAACACUUAACUAUCGCGGAUUUUCCAUUAAUCACGAGCACAAUGUGUCUGGAGGCAAUUUCUUUCAAAUUGGACCAAUGGUCUUAUGUGGAGAAAUGGUAUAGUCAUUUUAAACAAUCUUAUCCAGACUUGUGGAAAAUUGCAGAGGGUGGUAUGAAAGAAAUAAGUUAUUUCGAAAAAAAUCCACCUGAUUUAUCUAACAUGGAUCAUCCUAUUCAUCCAAUUCGAAAAAUUGUGAAGUAAGCGUACUAAAAUCUUCAAGGUAUGAUUAAAUAUUUCUCGUUUUUUGUUUAGCAUUUUAAGAAUUUUUUUUUAUAUACAUGCAAAAUGCACAAAUGAAUAAAUUGUUCUCUCAUUUCUUAUUAAUAAAUUAAAUUUAUUAUUUUGAAUUAUAUAAUUAAAUUUACUAUUAUUAUUGUUAUCUUUUUAAACUAAGUGAGAUAUAUAUAUAUAUAUAAUAUUGCAAAUAUUAAACUAUUAUAAAUAUUAUUACAGUUUCUUAAAUAUGCAGUACUUAUUACUAAUUAUUCUCUGUAAUUGACAUCUAACAUGAAAUAAAUUAAUCAGUCAAAAAACAUGCUCCAAAGAGCAGUAUUAGAUAUCUGCAUAUAUGUAAUGUGAUAAUGUGUGAAAGUAAUAUUUAAUCAGGUAACUGCGUAUUUGAUAUAAGUAAAUUCUUUAAUUAUUGCAAAGAUGUAAUAGUAGUGCUCAGAAUAAAACAUUUCUUAUAUAAUUUAUAGUAGCAUCUGAGAAGACAAAUUAUUUUUUAAUAAUAAAUAUAUUUGUUUAAUGAAGUGCCACGAUAUAUCUAAAUUUUUAUACACAUGUAAAAUGAGCUAUUGCUUUUCAUGACAUUUAAAAAUUCUCUAAGUGCACAAUGUUUCAAUUAUAAAUUUAAUAAUCAUAUUAACAGAUAUUAAAGAAUCUUAUAUUAUAUUUUUAUAUACAUUUCAUAAAAACUUUAAAUGAUCAACUUUGAUUUUCAUUCUUCAAGAUAGUAUAAAUUGAUAAUUUCAGAAAUGUUUUCUUUUUUUAAGUUUCAAAUUCAAUAUGUUAAAUACUAUAUAAAUUUCAUAUCUAUUGACUAAUCAUUUUUCAGUCAAUAAGCUUAUAUUUAAUCCAUUGCAAGAUGCAUAAUUAAUAGAACACUAGGAUUGAGAUCUAUAUUUUAAUUAAUAUAGAAUUGUCGACCCUGUAAUUGCUAUAUUUAUCCUCAUCAUAAUAUUUAAUUACAAUUUAUUACAACAGACUAAUUCGACUUAGCUAUAAAUAUGAUUAAUAGUAACAAUAAAUUUUAAGAAACUCCCUUUCAAUUCUUUUCCUAAUUAUGUAAUGAUUUUAAUGAAUUGUGUCUAAAAGUGAUCAUUUUAUAGUAAACAAUGGCACUUCCUACUAAUUUAUAAAGUGAUGUGAAAUAUAAAUAGUAUAUUUAAAAAAGAUACUUCACUUGUAAUUGAUUGUCCUUUUUUACUGCAGGUAUAUAGAAAGCACAGUUUUUGCCAAUAUUAAAAGAGGUGACCGAAUUAGAAUUUGUGAAUUACAUCAAUGCUACAACAACACUUCAUCUCAAAAGGAUAAAGUUAAUGUUUAUUAUCUAAUGAUAAAGUUUGGCCACCUCUGAUCUAUAAUGACGCAAUAAUACCAAUAAAAAUAUUAAAAUAAGAAGUGUAUUAUUACAAAAUUAUUUCAUUAUAUUUUUCAAAUUAUCUUAUAUUAGAUAUUAGAAAUCAUAAUUACAAAGGAAUAAAGAAUAUAGAGUAAAUAUCAUUGAAGUAUCUAUAUAGGAUAUAUACUGAAAUAAAAGAUAUGUUUUGCACUUGUCAUCCAAUUAAUCAACGGAUAUCACAGAUAUUUUUGAUCAAUGGAUAUCAAUUUAAUAUAUGAAUGUUUUUUAAAUAAUUUAAAUCAAACUAUCUUCAAUGUUAUUUUCAUAACAAACAAACCAAGUUUAUAUCGUUAUCUGAAAAAAAUAUUGAUGUUAUAUACUAUGUAUUAUACAAUUUUUUUUUCUUUUCAGAAAGAAGGCAUUUUAGGAGAUCAUAAGAUUCAUGUAAUCAUACAUGUUUCAAUACUAGUAGUUGAUUAGACGAUAAGCAAUUGUGUAAAGUGCAAGAGGAAAUUAAUUGAAAAAUUGUUGCAAUAAUGUAUGAGAAAAAUUGAACAAUUUCUUAUAGCUUCGCUUUUUUCCAUUAGAAGAAUUAAUAGAAUAAUAUCAAUGUACUUAAAUGAAAGAGUAGGAUAACAAAAGAGUGAACAGAUCACUCGAUAUUUAACAUUUGUGUAUAUGAAAGGAUAGUGCGUCUAAUAAAAGCCUUGUGCUUUUUCUUCCAGAAUGGAAAGAAAAACUUAGAAGGAUAAGUUAACUUUAAGUUAUUUGGAACUUUUUCACGAUUAUGUGUGUGUGUGUGUGUGUGUGUGUGUGUGUGUGUAUGUGUAAUAUAUAUAUAAUAUAAUAUAAUAUAUACAUAUAUGUAUAUAUAUAUAUAUACACACACACAAGAUGAUUUGUGUGUUAUUAAUCUUAUCGCUAAAUCAAAUUAUUCUUUCUUCCUUUUUUUUCUUUCUUUCUUUCUUUUUCCCUAAUCCUAACGUUAUUGCGUUCACAAUACCUUCAACAGGAUUUCGAUGAUCGAAACUUUGGGCUCGGUAAAAGCUUUUGUAAACCACAACGUGCUUACAAUUAGUCACCGAACCCUUCCCGAUGGCGAGCGUAGAUGAGACUUUAUAUAUCCCGUUCGAUAAUCUAUCACAUCACGGGCGGUUCCGCCUGGCAUACCGUGCCUAUGUCUCCUACUCCAUCUGUGAACAGGGUCAACCAUGAUUAGCUGUUAUCAAUGUAUUUAUAUUUACAGGUAACAAAUUGAACACAUGCAAUCCAUAUCACACCGCAAUCUUUUUUUUUACCGUUUCAAGAGCUUUGAUAUUGCACACAAUGGUAGACACUGCAAUGAAGAAACAUUCUGCGUGGAUAUUAUUGUCAGGAUUUUAAAAGAUCAUUUUAACGUCGACGAUAACUCAUAAACUACGAAUACUCAUAAGUGCUACGAAUGCAGAAAGUUUCUAUUUUUGUAGGUUCUACAACAAAGAAGAACGAUGAUACCGUUCCAUAAAUUUAAUUUUCAUUAGUGGCCCAUUGUUUUCUUUUUAGUUAUGUGAUUCUAUAAUAAAAGUAUGUAAAAAGAAAGUAUAUAAAAAGGAGAAAAAAAAAAGAAUUCGUUUAUUGGAUCCUACGUAUAUCAUCGUUCAUCGACACAUCCAGAUUAAAUCGAAUAUCAUCACACCCCACGAUGCUUCAUUCCAUAUCUAUAAAUAUGUAAGUAAAGUAUGCAUAUAACAUUCAAAAAAAAAAAGAAAAAAAAAGAUAGAAGAAGAAUACGAACAAAAGGGGUAAUAUUAAAAAACAUAUCGCACUCUAAUUACACUACAGGUAGGAUGCCGGAUGUGAAGAAAAAUCUAAUUCAUCAAAAAUACAUGAAUUUUACCAUGUACUCGAUCAUUGUGAUACAUACCCCAGAUUUUUUUUCACACUUUCGAUAUGAUAAAUGUUAAUUACAAUCAAUUCGCGAUAGGGGGUAACUAUAUCCUCUCUAUUCCCCACCUAAGCCUUUUUUCCCCGUUCGUAACUAAACAAAUACAAUAUCAGUUCCGACAGCAUUAUUGGGAUAAAAAGGAGCUAAAGCGUUUUCUAGCUGCUUAAUAUAUUAAUAUAUUUUUAUUGAAGAUAUCCGAGCAAUACUUACUAAUGUUGAAAGUUUCUUAACAUUCGUCGAGAAAAUUAAUAAGAGACAUGUAUGCACAUAUCGCGUCUUUGAAUUGCAAUUCAAAUAUAAGAAAAAUGUGGAGGUAUGUAAAAAAAAAGAAAAAGAAAGGAAAAAAAAAGACAACUUGACAUUUUUUUUAUCUUUCCUUACAAGGUUUAUACAUGAAACAUUGGUAAUGCUUCAAAUGGCUUGUUGCACAAGGAUUACAUACGUAUUACCUUGAAGAGAAACACUGAAAGUUUUUCUCGUAUUUAUCACCACCCGCCACCCCUCUCCUCAUAUUUCCGUAAUGACGUUCGCGUAAUCAUGAACAUCACAUAGAUACGUUUUAAUAUUGGAUCAGAUGAACCAAAGAAAGGGGAUAGAUGUUUGAUGACAUGACCACCAAAGUCAUCAAAUCAUUUGAUUGUGUGUGACUUUUUCCUACUAUAAAGAACCUUACGAUGCGGAGUAAUUCGAGCAAAUAAUUCAACGAGUGAUAUAUCAUUGAAUCAUAGUGGAUAUGUUUGGAAGAGUAUUGCAAGAUAAAUUUAUCGAGUGAAUAUCAUGUAAUACGUGAUUAACAUCAUUUAAUCUCUAUAAUGUAAUAUAACGUGUAACAAACUUUGAGAGUUUCUACCCUAAAAAGUGAUAUCGUAUGUAAUCAAGUGCAAAUUAAGAAUCAUUUAAAUCAUGUUAAUGGAUUUUAUGUAAAUAUUCUAUAUAUAUAUAUAUAUAUAUAUAUAUAUAUAUAUAUAUAUAUAUAUAUAUAUAUAUAUACACACACGGUCAUUCUGUAUCAUUAAUUAAUAAAAAUUCUUCUCGUAGGUGUUACUGGAGAUUAAUUAAAUAAAAAAUUACAGUCAGUCCCGGGUAAAGAAAUGUCGACUUGUAUUUCGUACGAACAAAUAUCAUGGACUCGCAUAGGAUUCAAAUUCGUAGAUCAUAUUAUUACGAAAGAUGUAAGAUUGAAAGAGGAAACAAGAAAAGAGAAGUAUGUAUAUUUCCUAAAAAAACGUGUAAUUAGAUAUAGAUUAUUUGGAAAUUUACUGUGUAUAUUAUUUGUCGAAAUUAAACGAUGACAAAUAACGUCUCGUCGUUGGAUCACAGAUUCUCAAGUAUCAAGAGUCUUUCAAGGAAUUUCGAAUGAACGGAAUUUCGUUCAUAGAUGAACACGAGCAAAUGAUUGAACGAGUGAGAGAAAGAGAGAGAAAGAGAGAGAGAGAGCGAGUGAGCGAGCGUGCGUCGCUUCUAUCCGAGUCUAAACUGUUUUUUUUUGUUCUCAUACCUUUCUGCGUCCGAGCAGACGCCGACGUGCGAUCAACGAUGGUUGUUGGUGACGAUGGCGGUCGAGGUCGAGGUCGAGGUUGAGAUCGUGGUUGGGAUAGGGAAACAACGGCGCGAUUGGGAUUCGGAAGAUGGGGUCGAGCUGUUCUGUUGAGACGAUGUGUUAACGUGUCGAUUGCUAAAGUUCGAGCUGGUGGCAGUGUUGUUUUGGUUGUUGUUAUUGUUGUUGUUAUUGUUGUUAUUAUUGUUAUUGUUAUUGUUGUUGUUGUUAUUAGUGGUCAUUGGGAGGAGGGUUUGUCCAUCGCCAUGCAAGCUCGAGACCCCAUAGCUCCUCAACCUGUACUGCCGUUGUUGGCUCGUUCUGCUCCUAACUGUUGUUCUUCUUUGCUGAUGGUACUGCGUCGUACUGCGUAUCAAGGGCCCCACCACCAUUCAUCAGUGAUCAAUGAUAUCUCAUUUCUCCUUUUAGUUCAUAUUUCCGUUUUUGGGAGGACUCUGAACUCUUUUUUUUCUCUCCUUUUCACGAAGAAUGUCUCUUCCAUGAUGUUAUUGCUCUUUCUUUCUUUUGUUAGUUAGUUAGUUCGUUCGUUCGUUAGUUAGUUAGUUAGUUAGUUAGUUAGUUAGUUAGUUCGUUCGUUCGUUCGUUCGUUCAUUCGUUCGUUCGUUCGUUCGUUCGUUCGUUCGUUCGGUUGUUCGUUCGUUCGUACAUGUUAUUUGUGAUUAUAUAGAAAAGAAAAAGAAAAAGGAAAAGAAAAGAAAAAAAGAGACGAUAGCAGAAGAUUCGCAAACAUUCUCAAUGUCGAGUUACGGAAAUAAUCUCAUUGAGAUUCAAUAAAAAUUGCUUAGUUAACAAUGCAAAGGAAAGGAAAACGAAUCCCCUGUCAAUUGAUGAUUCGUUGUAUAAAAGGAAAGAAAAAAAAAAGACAAUAAGAAAUGUAAUAUUGGAUUGGAACAAGUGCUUCAAGCUUUCCAUUUUAAGAUUAUUAUUAUUAUCAUUAUCGAAUAUUGAAAUGAGUAUAAAGGAUGAGAAAAAGAAAAAAAAUCACAACGCGAAAAAGAAAAAGAAGAAUGCAAAUUUUGUUACAAAUUUUUAAACAACGUUUAAAAAAAUAAAAAUUAUAUUUCAUUAAUGAAUAAGCAUUGUUAUAAUAUAAUUCAGUAUUAAAAUGAUAUAUGUAUGUAUGUAUGUAUGUAUUUAUUGAUUAAUUAUAAGCGUGUGGUGGAGCUAUCCGUUAAAGCUAUAGAAUUCUGUGAUUGCUCGAUUGAUUUGUGUUAAAAGAAUAGUAGUGAAUAGAGAAAAGUGUAAAUGAGAGAGAGAGAGAGAGAGAGAGAGAGAGAGAGAGAGAGAGAGAGAGAGAGAGAGAGAGAGAGAGAGAGAGAGGAGAGAAAGAUUAUGCUAAUUAAUUUUCUUUUGGAGGAAGCUCAUGCAUUGAUACACACACGCCAAGCAGCACGUCUCACGUGUACGGAGAGAUUUUUACAAAAUUUGAAAAUCAAAAGGAUAAAUCAUGCCGCCAUUUAUAUUGUCCUUGCUUGUGUACUAUACAGAAAAUUCAUUCAUUGCUUUGGUAAGAAAAUCUUUGAUAAUGAAAAUAUAAAAAAUAAAAAGGAGGAAUUGAUUUUUAUGAUUAAAAAAAAAAAAAAAAAGAGAAA